Messenger RNA from Miniopterus natalensis, 345 nucleotides. Lineage: Eukaryota; Metazoa; Chordata; Mammalia; Chiroptera; Miniopteridae. The record is from RefSeq and is a predicted model, not a curated record.
AGCUACACUGAAUAACAGACAUCCUAAGAGGGGAUAUUUUUCAUCUCUAUAAUGAAGAAAAGCAGGAGUGUGAUGACAGUGACUGCAGAUGAUAAUGUUAAAGAUUAUUUUGAAUGUAGCUUGAGUAAAUCCUACAGUUCUAGUAACACACUUGGGAUUGACCUCUGGAGAGGGAGAAGGUGUUGCUCAGGAAACUUGCAGUUGCCACCACUGUCCCAAAGACAGAGUGAAAGGACCAGGACUCCUGACGGUGACGGCAUUUCCAGACCUACCACACUGCCCUUGACAACACUUCCAAGCAUCGCUAUUACAGCUGCAAGCCAGGAGUGAGAGAGAGAGGAAGGG